AUUAAUAACGCGGCCACCCAGCCGGGGGUCGCGUAGCCAUGGCCAGCCAGGAGCCCCGGCGCGGCGGGGACGGCGCCACCCAGGCCGCGAGGGAAACAAGAGCAGAGGCCAAUUCUUUUCAAGAGGAGGCGCACUCUGAAUCCCUGGAUGAUACUCUAUGUUUGGAGGGGACCUUGAAUUUAGAGGACAUUCUCUACCUGGGGGACACAGAUGACUUUGAUGACACACUGUAUGUGGAAGAGACUGAGAAGCCAGAGGAGACACUGUGCGUGGAGGAGCCCGUGAAGCCGGAGGAGACACUGUGCGUGGAGGAGCCCGUGAAGCCGGAGGAGACACUGUGCGUGGAGGAGCCCGUGAAGCCGGAGGAGACACUGUGCGUGGAGGAGCCCGUGAAGCCGGAGGAGACACUGUGCGUGGAGGAGCCCGUGAAGCCGGAGGAGACACUGUGCGUGGAGGAGCCCGUGAAGCCGGAGGAGACACUGUGCACUAGCCCCAAGCAGAUGGCUUAUGGGGGAGAGAUGGUGACAAAUGAGGAGAAACCUAACUCUGAGGAGAGCCUCAGAGCUGGGCCUAGUCCCAGCACGGAUGACAGCCUGAGCAUAGAGGACCUGGAAUUGCUUGAGGGGCGUUUCCAGGAAUGUGUCCAAGCUGUGGCUCAGCUUGAAGAGGAGAGGGAUCAGCUCAUCCAUGAACUUGUGUUGCUCCGGGAACCAGCUCUCCAGGAGGUGCAACAAGUCCAUCAAGACAUCCUGGCUGCCUACAAACUGCAAGCUCAAGCAGAGCUGGAGAGGGAUGGGCUAAGAGAGGAGAUCCGGUUGGUCAAACAGAAGCUGUUCAAGGUGACGAAGGAAUGUGUGGCCUACCAAUACCAGCUGGAGUGCCGCCAGCAGGACGUGGCCCAGUUUGCUGAUUUCCGGGAAGUACUGACUGCACGGGCAGCCCAGCUCUCGGAGGAACUGGCCCAGCUCCGGGAUGCCUAUCAGAAGCAGAAGGAGCAGUUACAGCAACAACUAGAAGCACCUCCAAGUCAGAGGGAUGGGCAAUUCCUGCAGGAGAGCCGGAGGCUCUCUGCCCAGUUUGAGAACCUCAUGGCAGAGAGCCGCCAGGGCCUGGAGGAGGAGUAUGAGCCUCAGCUGCUGCGGCUCCUAGAGAGGAAAGAAGCUGCUGCCAAAGCCCUGCAGAAAACCCAGGCGGAGAUCCAGGAGAUGAAGGAGGCUCUGAGGCCCCUGCAAGCAGAGGCCCAGCAGCUCCACCUGCUAAACAGGAACCUGGAGGACCAGAUCACACUUGUGAGGCAAAAACGCGAUGAGGAGUUGCAGCAGUACAAGGAAGAGAUGGAGAAAAUGGAGGAACGACAGAGGCAGUUAAGAAGUGGGGUGCAACUACAGCAACAGAAGAACAAAGAGAUGGAGCAGUUAAGGAUCAGCCUUGCUGAAGAGCUCUCAACUUACAAGGCUAAGUUACCUAAGAGCCCGGAACAGGCUAAUGCUCCCACUUCUCAGGCAGGUGGAAUCGAGACACAGUCUCAAGGUGAUCCUUGUGGUUACAAGAGUGGUGUUUGCAUUGUUGCUUUCUUAACAAUACUAAUGACUUAA
Molossus molossus (Pallas's mastiff bat) is the source of this 1595-nucleotide messenger RNA. It is a transcript of the gene SYNC, whose product is annotated as syncoilin, intermediate filament protein. The record is from RefSeq and is a predicted model, not a curated record. Gene Ontology annotation, cellular component: sarcolemma; Z disc; neuromuscular junction. Bases 39 to 1595 code for a protein of 518 amino acids. The transcript has 5 exons. Lineage: Eukaryota; Metazoa; Chordata; Mammalia; Chiroptera; Molossidae. Gene Ontology annotation, biological process: intermediate filament-based process.